GGGUAAUCUGCUUCGAGGAUUUUACCACUUCGGAGUGUUCCAAUUUUUUUUCUUCCCGAAAGUGUAUGACUCGGAGCAGAAGGGGUGAUGAGUCACCCCUCGGAAGGUGCUCGGUCUUGUAUUACGGUGUGGGCCAUAUGCUCAAUGAUAUUACAUCUGCUUGUUGGUUCACUUAUCUCUUAGUCUUUUUGACCGAUAUUGGUCUCCCUCCAAGAGAUGCUGCUAUUGUCAUGCUCGCCGGUCAAGUUGCUGAUGGAUUCACAACCGUUUUCGCAGGUGAACUCAUAGACAGGUACGGACGUUUUAAGGUAUGGCAUGGUGCAGGAUCCGUAUUGGUUGCUGUUUCGUUUUCUUCGGUUUUUGGUGGUUGCUUGCCAUGCAAGAUUCUAGGAUCCUAUUCGUCGUCCAUGCGUACCGUCAGUUAUAGCUUCUUUGCUGCAGUUUUUAACAUCGGAUGGGCUGCCACUCAAGUUUCUCACAUGUCAAUGGUCAACUGCAUCACUCUGAAUUCUACAAGCAGAGUAGUGUUGGCCAGCUGUCGCAAUGCCUUUACAAUGAUUGCCAAUCUUAGUGUAUAUGCCGUUGCUUUCGUCGUAUUCAACAUUAACACGAAAGGGUCGGUUAUUGAUGUCGAGAAUCAGUAUCGGUGGAUAGCAUAUUCCUCGAUUCUCAUUGGGUGUUGUUUUGUGGUUAUUUUUCAUCUCGGUACAGCCGAGCCAAGAUUGAAAAGGGAAGCUCGUGAAAAGGGCCACGCCAGAAUUUCGUGGACUUACUGGUUUAACAAGUUAUUAUACUACCAAGUUGCAAUUGUUUACGUGCUAACUAGACUCGUCACAAAUGUUUCCCAGGCAUUUCUUGCAUUCUAUACCAUAAAUGAUCUGCAAAUGACCCAAUCUUCCAAAGCUUUGGUUCCUGCAGUGAUCUACAUUUGUAGCUUCAUCGUAUCAGUCCUCUUACAGGAAAUAACAUGGAACCGUAAUCGAGUAAAGGCAUUCUAUUCUUGCGGAGGUCUUCUUUGGAUGAUUUCUGGUGCAGGGAUCCUCUUUCUGCCAAUCAGCAUGAAUUAUUUUAUGUACGUUUUGUCGAUAGUGAUUGGAGUUGCGAACGCCUUAAUCAUGGUGUCGGGGGUGAGCAUGCAGAGUUUUCUAGUCGGCGACGAUCUCAACGGAUGUGCCUUUGUGUAUGGAUCGUUGAGUUUUAUGGACAAAAUAUUAUGUGGGCUUGCAUUGAGUGUUCUCGAGUCGUACCAAAGCUCGACUGAAGAAGUGCGUAACUGUCAUCGACCGAAUUUCUCUUUCUCCGUAACGAGAUUUGGGUUAGGUCUAGUUCCGGCUAUUUGUGCACUAAUUGGGGUAUUAGUGACACUAACCAUGAAACUUCCGGAACCUGCGUUAAUGCCUUUGAUGGAACCGCUACUCGCAUAGGCCAUCGAAAAGGUGUCGAGAUUUUGAUAAUUGAGCCAUUAUUGAAUAGAUGGGAGUAUAUUCUGCAGAUGUUUGUAGGAAUUUAUUUUCUCUACAAAAGAAUAU
Erythranthe guttata (spotted monkey flower) is the source of this 1529-nucleotide messenger RNA. RefSeq lists its product as uncharacterized. Gene Ontology annotation, molecular function: symporter activity. Gene Ontology annotation, cellular component: plasma membrane. The record is from RefSeq and is a predicted model, not a curated record. Lineage: Eukaryota; Viridiplantae; Streptophyta; Magnoliopsida; Lamiales; Phrymaceae. Gene Ontology annotation, biological process: carbohydrate transport.